Cyphellophora attinorum is the source of this 1293-nucleotide messenger RNA. RefSeq names its product Cysteine synthase 2. The record is from RefSeq and is a predicted model, not a curated record. Lineage: Eukaryota; Fungi; Ascomycota; Eurotiomycetes; Chaetothyriales; Cyphellophoraceae. Gene Ontology annotation, molecular function: cysteine synthase activity. Bases 1 to 1293 code for a protein of 430 amino acids. The transcript is spliced from 3 exons. Gene Ontology annotation, cellular component: cytoplasm.
AUGGCGCUCGACUCAACUUCCCAACGAACAACCCUAGCAUUUAUCGCUGGCGCCUCCUUGGCACUACUCGCCGUGACUUAUACUCCUCUGGCCGCACUGCUCAGCAAGAAUGACCACCAAGACAGCAAAGGAAAUCCAUCUCGAAACGCCCCGCCUUCCAGCUCUCGUCCUCAAACCCAAGCACCACCACAGCCCGCCUCUUCCCUUGCCAACACAAUAGGAAACACCCCCCUAACACUCCUCCCAACCCUCUCCCGCCUCACCCAGUGCUCAAUCUACGCCAAACUCGAGCUCCUCAACCCCGGCGGCUCCCCGAAAGACCGCGUCGCUCGCUCCAUCUUACACUCGCUGCAGCAUCCUUCGUCCACUAACACCCCACCACUGGCGCCUGGGGACACGAUCUACGAAGCACCGUCGGCUCAACUGGCACUUCGUGAAUCUAGCGAGGAGGCGAGUGUGUGGCAUACGAAAGCUUUCGAGGAGGGAGUCAGGGGAGAGGUCGAAAUCUUCGCCGACAUACCGGCACUUCUCAAGCGGCAAAGCGGCGAGGGCAACGAUGACGACGCCGGCUCUACGAAACAUGAUCCCGACGCCAAGUCAGAUUCAAUCAUAAUCAACAUAACCGGCCGCGCCCAUUUCGCGAACCAAUUCGAAUCCCCAGCAAACUACCGCGCGCACUACCACACAACAGGUCCCGAGAUAUACACCCAGAUGGAUGGUCAAAUCGACGCCUUCGUCGCUGGCGCGGGCACGGGUGGGACGAUUUCUGGCGUUGGGUUGUACCUCAAGGAGAAGACCCACCGUCCGCCCAGAGUUGUCCUCGCCGACCCCACUGGCUCCGGGCUUUACAACAAGGUGAAGCACAAUAUCUUCUUUUCGCCCACCGAGCGCGAGGGGACGCGCCGACGCAGCCAAGUCGAUACGAUAAUCGAAGGGAUCGGUCUUACGCGGAGUACAUUCAAUUGGCAGGUCGGCGACGACGCAGGCGUUGUCGAUGAUGCAGUGCGUGUAACGGACGAGGAAGCGAGGAGGAUGGCACGGUGGUUGUGUUGGAGGGAAGGGUGGUUUGUGGGGGGCAGCAGUGCUGUUAAUUGCGUCGCAGCCCUCCGCACGGCCCUCGCCCUCGGUCCCGGCCAUCGCAUCGUAACCAUCUUCUGCGACAGUGGGAUGCGACAUCUAUCGAAAUUCUGGGCUGGGAUUGACCCGGCUGACUCCUCCGCGAUUGGUGACGUUGGAGAGGCGAGCAUGGCGGAGCUCGAGGAGAUCUUGGCUGCUGAAACUGGUGGUGAUUGA